UGAUGUAAUGUUAGCUCCGGCGAGGCGCUGCGAAGCUCGAUUCUAUCCUUGCGUGAUGGCGGACUAGAGAGCGCAGGACGGACCGCAGCGAUCUGCCUGCCAGCCGCUGGAGUUAGCACGCCCCGGAGAGAUUCCGGAAGAACACUAAGACAUAACCGCGGCGAUUUAUAUUCUUUUUUGCUUUGACCGAGGAAGAAGGAUUAAUUUCUACUUCAUUCUUUAAUCGCGCCACCAGUGCUACCAUCCGAAAUUUAGGAGGUUCUUGAGAUCCAGCAACAUUGGCUACCCGCAUGAGCCGCAUCAGUCUGGGAGAUGCCUAGGAAAAAGAGUCAGAACAUGGCAAGAUACAGAAAAUGUGAGGAACUUCAGCCUGUGGAGAGCUGGCAGUCCAGAGUGAGCGGAAUGAGCGCUCAGGAGGUGCCCCCCCCCGGGCAGGACCAGGGCGACGCUGGGUGCCCUCAGGGCGGCUCCUCCCCUGCAACGGUCAAGAGGGAGCCGGGCUCCGCCUCUUCCAGCAAUGGCCAAGUGGGGGACAGCAACUCUCUCCCUCCCCGCCUCCCUCAGGAGGGCUGGCAGGGCAGGGCCAGUGAAAAGAAUGCUCAGGAGGUGACCCCCGCCCCCGAGCAGGACCAGGGCGACUCCUCCCCUUCCCCAGCAAAGAGAAAGCAGAGAUCGACCACGUCCAGCAACGGCGGCGGCAGCAACUCGCCGGCUGAGAUAUGCGUGGUCCUCGGAGAGGCCUGCAGCUCUCUGAGACCGGGCUCCUAUGUGUGUGGGGUAUGUGGGAAAAAAUACAAGUACUACAACUGCUUUCAGACGCACGUCCGAGCUCACAGAGGUAACCCAGUUCCAGGAUUGGAGGUGCCUUCUGGAGAGGGAGGCUCCCAGGGACAGAACAACAGCUUUCGCUAUACCUGUGACAUCUGUGGGAAGAAGUACAAGUACUACAGCUGCUUCCAGGAGCACCGGGAUCUCCAUGCUGUUGAUGACCCCUAUGAACAGGUAGUCAUACCCGACCUGACGGAGGAGGAGCAGCAGGUGGAGUCCUAUAUGAAAAUGGGACCAAAAACGGGGAGCUACGUCUGUGAGUUCUGCGGGAAACAGUACAAGUACUUCAACCCCUACCAGGAGCAUGUGGCCCUGCAUGCCCCAAUACAGAGCGCUUUCUCCCGGAAGGUGGAAAGGAAAGUGCAAAGCAUUGGAGAUGGCAACAGCUCACUGAACUCCAGUGAGAGCGCUUUCUCUCGGAAGGUGGAAGGGAAAGUGCAAAGCAUUGGAGACGGCAACAACUCGCUGAACUCGAGCGGCACCAUAAGUCCUUUGGUGUCCACCACCUUCUCCAUUCUGCAGAAACCCUUCACUUGUGGAGCCUGUGGCAUCCAGUUCCAGUUCUGCAACAACCUGCUGGAGCACAUGCAGUCCCACGCUGCGGAUAACGAAAACCACUUAAAGGCAGACUCUCCCAAAUCAUCAGCUGCCCCCACACCCCCGGAACAGAUGUGGAAGUCCCCGCCCCCAGUCCAGAGAAACCACACCGCUAACCUGAGCAGCGUGUUACCUGAGAAGGAGCGGCAGCAGCUGGCGGAGCGGUUGCUACGGGUGAUGUGCGCGGACCUGGGCGCCCUGAAUGUGCUGGGAGGGAAGGACUUCCUGAAGCUGGCACAGACGCUGGUGGACACGGGUGCGAGGCACGGGGCCUACCCGCUGCGGGACGCCCUGGGAGAUGUGGGCACGCUGGCCCUGCGGCAGCUGCCCCGCAUGUACAACCAGGUGAAGGUGAAGGUGACCUGUGCUCUGGGCUCCAGCGCCUCGCCGGGCAUCGCCGUCACCUGCCACGCCCAGACGGCGGGGCCGGACGCCUGCUAUGUGCUGACAGCCCACCAGGCGGAGGGGGCGCGUCUGCGGCACUACGUCCUGGCCGUGCGGGAGCUGGACCCGCGGGACGGGGGCGAGCAGGUGCACCAGUGGGCGCAGAACGUGCUGUCGGAGUUCGUCAUGCCCGAGGUCCGCACGGUGUACGUGACGGAGCCGCGGGCGUGGGCGGGGCCCCCGUGCGGGCGUGCGGGGGCGUGUCUGCGCUGUGCCGGGUGCUCGCUGGGCGCCGUGGUGCAGGCUGUGCUGGGGAGGCGGAGCCUGCAGACGCGCGGCCUCCACGAGCUGGCGGAGCUGCUCGUCGCCUGCCGCGACAUCGCCGGGACGCCGGGCGUGUCCUGGGACGAGGACCCCGCCCCGGCCGCGCCCACGGCCCCGCCCGCACCCCCGCCCCCACCCUGCUGGGACCAGACCACAGAGGCCCUGCUGAGGGUGCACGAGCGCUUCGAGCAGAUCUGCGAAGCGUACGGGCGGAGCAAGGCCACCGCGCCCCUCCUGCAGGGCCUGAACAAGCACCUGCUGGGGACACUGGCGGCCCUGCUGGCCCCCAUGCGGCAGGCUGUGCUGGAGCUCAGCUCUGAGGGCCGCCCCACCCUGCAGCAGGUGCUGCCCGCCUACCUGCGUCUGGAGAAGCUCUUCACCGCCAAGGCCAGCGAGGCCGGCACCGGCAGCAAGCUCUGCCACUACUUUCUGGAGGCCCUGAAGGAGAAGUUUAAAGUGGAGCGCCCCCACCAGGUGGCGAUGGUGUUGGACCCCCAACUCAAGCUGCGGCCCAUCCCCGCCUACCAGCACGACGACAUCAUUGCCAAGGUGGUGGAGGCGGCGGCCGAGAUGAAGGAGGGCGGGGCCGGGUUCGGCGGGGAGGAUGCUGAUGGGGAGGGGCCCCCAGGGGGGAAGAGGGGCCGUCUGGACAGAGGGGGAGGCCAGGGGCGGGGCAGUGAGGACGAGCAGGAGGUCAGGAAGGAGGUGUUCCAGUACCUGUCGGAGCCGCUGUUCCACGCCACGCCCAACCUGUUCCAAUACUGGAGCUCGGUGAUGGAGAAGUACCCCAGGCUGGCCCGCCUGGCCCUGUGGCUGCUGGCGGUGCCCGCCAUGGGCGUGCGGGGUGAGUGCGCGGCCGUGUGCGAGCAGACCCUCGCCAUGAAGCGCAGGAAGCAGGUCACCGCCGACGACAUGAACAAACUCAUCUUCCUGAAGUCCAACAUGGCCUGAGACCAAGGGAGGGCGCGAGCCCUCACGCUCUAACCAAACACGGCAACGCAUCUGCCUUUAACAGCCGACGGGGAGGACAGUCCACAUGCAGCUGAGCUUUACUGGCUUCACACGACUACUCUAAAGCCACGCUGUCCACUCUGUGCAGCGUCUCUCACGGUUCAGACCUCUUCUCUCUUCUACUCCGGUCUAUAAGCUUCUGUUUGCGUGCGUCACCUGCACACAAACCUCUGCAGCUGCAUGUGGAACCUCGAAUCGGUUCGUGUCCCAGGGACGAGCAGGGAUCAGGGGAUCCACAGACGAGGGAGGACCGCUUCAACCUCACCGUACACGCACAGCGCAACGUACUUUAACAUCCAGAACACGGAGCGGUGAGAUUCAGAGGGCGGGGCGGUGGGUUACGGACUAAAAGAACUAUUUAAACAGAGAUGAUUGUAAGAGUGAAAGAACUGGAGGAGCACAGUGUAGGUCAGCAGCAGCGGGGGGUACAGGCGCACUUGCGUUUGAGGUUGAACUCUGGGCGCUGUAACCGAAGUGCAGGUGUCGUGAACUCUGUCAUUUGGAUCGGUCUUCGGGACAUUUGAAUCACCCAGUACUGCAAUGAACCCUGCAUUUCAAAGUGGAAUUUGUAAUGUUAUAAUGGCCUUGUUUUCCAUUGUUCCUCUAGUGGUUGACCUCAGUUUUUGUCCGUACAGCAUGAUUAGACUAACGGUGUGAUUGGUGGACAAUGGAAGGCCAGGUCUGGUUGCAUCUGGGGAAUUUCACCUUUUUUUGGUGUUGGACUUUAUUAUUUAUGCACGCCGGAUGACUUGAAGGUUGUGGGCGGUGCGCAGAUUGGGCGUGGUGCAGCAGGACGAUGCAGGCUCACCUGGGCUCCAGGUGUCGGAGCACGGGCUUCAGGUAGCCAUGUCAGCUUUCGGUGAGAUUCCAGCUCUCUCUUCUCUGGCGGCUCCCUGUAUGACAGCAUCGCACGCUAGAGACGGACUUCGUUUUUUUUUUUCUGAGAUUUUUUUUUUCUUAACCUGUUUGUGACUUCUUAACAAUAUCUCAGUCUUCCUGGGUCACUUCAUUGUGUGCUCAUUUUCAGAAAAUCCACAGCUAGCUAUAGACAACAAUACAGUUCUGUCUCUUCUCGUUGUGUAGAAUACUCCACAGUAGCAGAUAUUCCAAAGAAAUAUACAGAUGUGGCUCCACUGUUUCCUUCCCCCUCCUCAGUCAUGCACUGGAUUCUGUCUAAAGCUGCCUCGUGCUUCUGGAAGCUUCUUCUAGACUCGGUCUGCGUGUCACUUUGUUCAGGAACGUUGGUUCCAUUGCCUGUGUGUGAUUUGCUCUGAUAAAUUUCUCCCAGUCUCCACGCCACCAAAACGGGUCCCCAUGUAGCCACCUCUGCUCUGAACACUCAUCUACCUGCGGGAUGGUGAGACAUAGCCACAAUCAGGAGUUCUCAUGCCUAGAUGUGAACACAGAGGCCUGGAUUCAGAGUAACUGGAGCACACUCAUCAGACCUGAUCAAACCUGAUCAAACCUGAUCAGACCUGAUCAGACCUGAUCAAACACUCCUCGGUUCUUUUAUCUGUUCAGAAGGAAACUUAAAACGGCCUUAGUGUCAGUUUUUUAUUCGUAAAUUUUAUUAACUGGCAGUGUAUGUAUCUUGUAUAUC
Messenger RNA from Megalops cyprinoides (Indo-Pacific tarpon), 4744 nucleotides. RefSeq names its product zinc finger protein 618-like. The coding region runs from base 313 to 3084 and encodes 923 amino acids. The transcript has 14 exons. The record is from RefSeq and is a predicted model, not a curated record. Gene Ontology annotation, molecular function: protein dimerization activity. NCBI's taxonomy places the organism in Eukaryota, Metazoa, Chordata, Actinopteri, Elopiformes, Megalopidae.